CUUUCUUCACCAUGGUUACCCUGACCUCCGUAACUACUGGGUCGACGCAAAAAUUUUGCCAUGAGAGUUCCACGUUCUCAAUAUGGUCGAGAAGGUCUUUUUGGUUGGGAAUUUUGUCGCUGCUUGUUGUGUUAUUGAAGGAGACGUCAGACUCCGGGGACGAAGUGUUGUCGUCGUUGACUGCGCAUAAAAUUCCGCCACUGUCUCAGGAUUCUGAGUAUUUUCCGAGUCGCUGCAUAGAUCCGGAUGAUCGUUCCGAGAUGCCAACGUUGCCUUUUGAAUCAAAGAAUUCCGGGCGUCCUUGUCAGUGCCAAGAUCCGACGCAGGCCGCCCAGCGAGAAGCGACCAUUUGGGACAAGCAUCACGAAACGCUCGUGCAGAUAACGGGACAGAACGGUAGUGUGCUAGCCUUGUCUUCGCCUGAUGUCGUGUUUCUUGGAGACUCUAUUACCGAACGAAUGAUGGGGACCGGCCAUAUGGGAACCCGCGAAUACCCAGCGUCCAAGGCCGUUUUCGAUCGGCACUUCAACAAGGAGGACGGUACACUUGUGUCUCUGCGCGGACUUGCUUUGGGAUCUUCAGGUGACACUAGUCCCGAACUUUUAUGGCAUUUGGAAAAUGGUCUUAUCCCGCCGACAUUACGACCGAAAGUCUGGGUACUGUUAGUAGGAACGAACGAUCUGGGUCGAGCAGGCUGCUCGAAGCGCACUGCCUUGGCAGGUAUCUUGAAUGCCGCACAUCAUUUGAACGCACAACAACCGGAGACGCCUCUGGUUAUUCAUGGACUCUUACCUCGUUCACAGGAUAAGAGCUCGAGCAAACUGGGUCGGUAUUGGGUCCAGAUUCAAUGGAUCAAUAGCGAGUUGAAACGGAUCGUGGCCAGACAGCCGAAUUGGCAUUACAUAGAUUCACAGCACAUAUUCUUACAAGACGAGUUCGAUAUUAAUGCGAAGCUAUUACCGGAUGGUUUGCAUCCCAAUGCGGAGGGCUAUGAUUUAUGGCUGCCGUUAAUUGCGCAUCAAGUUUCGGAAAUUAUACUCCGCAGGGACCCUUCAUAG
This is a messenger RNA of Phaeodactylum tricornutum CCAP 1055/1, 1058 nucleotides long. RefSeq lists its product with no specific name. NCBI's taxonomy places the organism in Eukaryota, Bacillariophyta, Bacillariophyceae, Surirellales, Neidiaceae. The coding region runs from base 12 to 1058 and encodes 348 amino acids. The record is from RefSeq and is a predicted model, not a curated record. Gene Ontology annotation, molecular function: phosphatidylcholine lysophospholipase A1 activity. The transcript has a single exon.